Messenger RNA from Cotesia congregata, 477 nucleotides. The record is from the annotation of a GenBank genome assembly. Lineage: Eukaryota; Metazoa; Arthropoda; Insecta; Hymenoptera; Braconidae.
AUGGUUGUGAUAGAGGCAUUUGACGAUCACGAUAGUACAUUACACACCUGGGGAAGUAAAGUAAGAAAUGUCUCAGAUCACAUAGCCCUUGAGUUUGGUCCAAAAUUCGUGGCCAAUGUUGACCAAAGGCAAAAGAAAUCGGUGGACUCAGUAAAAGAUCUCGUCAGGAGCAAGGGGGCGGACGAGUGGUCACAAGUGACGGCCCAAAUUAAACUGAACAAUUUCAAACAAGAGUCCAUCAGCUGUUUGUCGGAUAUCAUCAAGCACCGGAAAUUCGGCAAGAUGCCAGGUAGCCUGAAGUCCUCCCGUACUCUGUUGCUGUUGCAGAUUAUCCGUUCUAAUAAGCAGUCCUUCAUUGUGCUUGAUUGUCCAGGUCGAGAAAAAUACAUCGAUGGAGUUGAUCAACCAUGGAUCAGCAACCCAGAUAGCAAUAUGACGUCUUUUACAGUUCUCAAAGAACUCUUAUUUAAGAUUUAG